Molecule: messenger RNA, 1569 nt
Organism: Lineus longissimus
Lineage: Eukaryota; Metazoa; Nemertea; Pilidiophora; Heteronemertea; Lineidae
Exons: 7
Coding region: 295-1440 (381 amino acids)
Source: RefSeq, a predicted model, not a curated record
CACUUCAUGUUGCCGGACAAUUUUAUACGUUACACCAACUAGUCACGCGCAUAAUUUUGCCAUUUACCUGGAACUAAGCAAGACGCGGGAAAUCGGGAAGGUAGCAGACGAUAGCAUAUGAUAUCAAGAAGUUUGUAGAGAAGGGUCAGAGCAACGGCUUACAAUCGGUUUAAUCUCGGAUGAGUUUGGGAAGUCACACUAUGCGGAUUAUGACCAUAAAGAUUCGUCAGCGGAUUUAUUAAACUAGACCACUGAUAUAUCCCGUUAAGUUUGUGGAUUGUUUAAACUAUAACAAUGUUUAAGGCAGCGCUGCAACCCGGUCUAUUCCAAAUUCAUUCCUAUCACACUUAUCACUGGAAACUAGUGAUUUUGAUGCUGUCAGUUACUUCAAUGAAGUCUAAGGUCGCGAUGGCUCAAGACAGCGGCUGCCUGUACAUAAUUCCAAUGCCACCACCAUUGCCAAACUUCCUGGACUUCGUCAUACAUCACCAAGACAACAAAGUCGCCAGCUUGAAGGAGGGAGGGACGAAAGACAACGCCUUAACGCGAGCCAUACAGACCAUUGAAAAAAACUGUGAUUGCAAUGCCACGACAAAAAAUAUGCAAACUGUAAAUCUCAUCCGAGAGUGUCCAAAAACAUUAUCAGCAAAUUGGUCGCUGGAUUAUAGCCAUUGUAAAACCGAAACAACGACAGUAAUGACGAGUACUCGGCCUACGACACCAAAGUCUUAUGAAACGACAUUGACGACUAGUAAAUACGCCACACCCCCUAGUAUUUCCACGACAAACUCUUCAUUGCCCGGGAUAGGCGAAGUUCACACUGCUGAUACCGACCAUAAUAGUAUCAUUAUAGCGGCCGUGGUGAUUCCACUGAUAGUGAUGUUGGGGAUGGCAGCGUUUAUCAUCUACAAGUACAAGAAUCGCGGCUGGUGCACGGAUUUUAGCUUGAAACCUAGCAAAAGAAAGGUGGUUUCAUUUGUGGAUGGUAGAAACAUGUGCUACCAAGCACGAGAAUCUGCACCACCCCCAAGUCAGACUAGCACAAAUGGAAAACUGCCGACAACAUUCCCAAGUGAGGGCACAGAGAAUCUUGGUAUGGAAACGGCAGAGUCACCAGUCUCCAUCAUACCGAUGGAAAAUCGUUUCUCAACCUUUGGCAGGCCAAAGUCACAAGCAGUUUCAGAAUACAGUGCGAGCAUAUCGUUAGAAGACCAGAGUCCUGACCACGUGCCAAUUCGAAAUGGAACAAACAAUAACAGGAAGCCGCGAAGCCUGUAUCUUGAUCUUGGCGCUCUGGGCACAUUACGCCCUGGCGACGACGACGAUAUACCCUAUAUGGACCAAUGCCCGACACCAUCACCCGGUCCAACACCAACUAGUCCCUCAGCUGGUUUCAACGCGGGAUUCUCCCGGGGAAUCAGUCGAGUCGAGCUGAUUUAGCAGGAAAGGGACGGUUAAAUUUCGACGGGACCAGUUGAUGCUGUUGUCAGACACUAAUGAAAAAGGUUGACUGUAUUAUUUGUCUUCCUGUUCUUGAGUCAGUUUGGAGGCAAAAUAAAAACCAUGAUA